UUAAAAUAUGUCUUUUGCUUUACAAAAUGACCUCUGCUUACUUCAUCAGCAGGGCACCGCGCCCUGGUCCAAAGUGUUUACCCAACUUAAAAGUGCCUGGGAGGCCAACCGACCGUCAGCAGGCCGCACAAAAGCCCUAUUCACCGGUAACAGGAACCCAGACCAACGCUGCCACGUCAAAAUGUUCGAGCAUAGCCUACCUCCCCGGUGCAAAUGUUUUUUACUCUCUUUUGACCAUUGAGGAGGACAGAUAGGCCAGGCGACAACAAUACAGAUGGAAGCAGUGGCUCAACUGUCUUAACAAUCUGACCUAAUGUUAUUUGGAUUCUUUAUCUCACCCUACCUCAUUCAGGCUCACAUAAUCACGAGAAAUUGGAGGACAUAAAGGUGUGUCAGCAGGCUGCAAUUAUUUUUGUCCUCUACAUUUCCUGACAAGUGAACUGACCUAGGCCUAGCCUACUACUUUGUGGACCAAGGGGACCUCUGUAAGAGGUUUUUGGACUUUGGGGGGAACUGCAGGUUGAAGGGCGUCGAUGGGAAUUGGGGCUCAUUGGAGAGCAGCGGGCCGCUCCACAAUCACAAGGGGAUCAGGUUUGUCCCAGCAGGAGAUAUUUGGUGUACUUGUUCUCAAAAGGACCUGCUCCUCUGUGUGCGUGGCCAGCGUUGGGUUUCUGUUCCUUCUGGGAGUCUGCCUGCUCUACUUACCGGACCCGUUGACGCUGGAACCGUUAGUAUCUGAGGAGAACAGCGGGGCGACCCUCCUGAUAUGGACGCAUCCAUUCGGUCGGUACCGCAAACUGCCGGACUGCUUUGCGCUCUAUCAGAUCGGCGGGUGCACGCUCACCGACGACGGGCGCGCGUACCCGCAGGCUGACGCUGUGAUCAUUCACCACCGGGAAGUUGCCAGCGGCACCGCUGAUCUGCCACAGGAACCGCGGCCACGUGCGCAAAAGUGGAUAUGGAUGAACUACGAGUCCCCCGCGCACACACCCAGACUAUGGCGCUUUGAGGAUGUUUUUAACCUCACAAUGACCUACCGGACAGACUCAGAUAUUUUUCUGCCGUACGGGUAUUUGCGCCCCCGUGAACAUAGAACCAAUGGUCUCCAGAACCGCUUUGCUCAUCCGCUCCGCGCACCCUCGCGCUUACACCUCCUCCGGCCCCGCCUCCUGGCCUGGGUCAUCAGCAACUGGUCGGAGUCCCAUGCGCGCGUGGCCCUAUAUUACCAGCUCCGCCGGUACAUCCAGGUGGAUGUGUUCGGGCGCGCGGGUCGGCCGUUACCGGAGGACAGCGGCGGCAGCGUGGUGCGGCUGGUCGGACGGUACCAGUUCUACCUGGCGCUGGAGAACUCGCAGCACACCGACUACAUCACAGAAAAGCUGUGGAACGCGGUGCGGGCCGGUGCCAUCCCGGUGGUCCUUGGUCCCUCCAGGCAGAACUAUGAGCGCUUCCUGCCCCCCGAGGCCUUCAUCCACGUGGACGACUUCCCCACAGUGCGAGGGCUGGCCCGGUACCUGCUGAUGCUGAGGCGCAACCCGGCUCGGCUGAGGCAGCACCUGGACUGGAGAGGGAGCUACAGCGUGCACCAGCCCACCUUCUGGGCUGAACACUACUGUACGGCCUGCAGGGCGGUGAGGAGGAACAGAGGCAGAACCGACGUGGUUGAAGACUUGACACGAUGGUUUCACUCGUGAAAACAGCAGAAUCACCUCACGCACCUGAUUGAACUGAGAGACUGUCUGUGACAGUGGGACUUACUGUCCACCUGAUGAAAUCAUCAAUUUAUCAGCAAGCACCCCUGAUUGUCUGGGAGACUGUUGAUUUCAUUUGAUUUAUAUCACUUUAAUUGAAAUCCAAAACAUGGAUUUUGUACAUGUGCCUAUCCCCAAAAAAUGUAAACUUUGCAUUCACUGUACACUCAACUUUUACAUUACGCCUAAUUGAAUGUCCGCUGAUGAGACA
Sander lucioperca (pikeperch) is the source of this 1962-nucleotide messenger RNA. RefSeq names its product alpha-(1,3)-fucosyltransferase 4-like. The coding region runs from base 534 to 1694 and encodes 386 amino acids. The record is from RefSeq and is a predicted model, not a curated record. Gene Ontology annotation, molecular function: alpha-(1->3)-fucosyltransferase activity. The transcript has a single exon. Gene Ontology annotation, cellular component: membrane. Lineage: Eukaryota; Metazoa; Chordata; Actinopteri; Perciformes; Percidae.